GGGCUGAACAACGUCGCGCAGCGCGUUCUUACUUAUCGGAAUAAAUACGCUCAGACAAAGUGAUUUAAGGUGUCAAGUUCUCAGUUUGUGUGUCAAGUACCAGCGUAGCAUCCGACAUCGUAAUAUCAGAGAUGGAUCCUACGAGCGUUCUGGUAUUUUACACAAUAGACUCCUCGAAGAAUACUUUUGGCUCCUCGGGUACCUUGAUUUCGGAAAACUGGGUAUUGGCCCAUGGAAGUCUGCUGGAGCCAUUGGCAUUGCGAAGUGACGAAUUGCGCUCGAUCGCUCAAGACUUGAGGGUUGGAAAGCUGACGAAAAGCCCAGGCAAAAAGCCUUCCAUCGAGUUUUUGGUAACUUGUGAAGUCAAAGCCACCGAAACCGGGCCACCGCCAUGUUGUGAUGCAAAAGUAAUUCCGAACGUGAGCAAGAGCUCGCUGUCACAGGAAACGUGCAACCGAUCUCCGCUGACUUUUAGGACCAGAAAGGCUCGUCUAGCUGCGGCAUGGAAAUGUCCACUGCUCGUCGAGGCUUUCGAAGGAAUCCUCUCCUCCUGGAGGUUCUGCGAAUCUUCUCGCGGCGAAAACAUCGCUGCUGCUGACAACGAGUUAUUCCCAGUGCUAUUGCUCCUCAGGAUACAAAACGGUGACGCAGCCAGCUCGAAUCCUACCACCGAACUGCAGGACGCUCUCAGAAAUUUCCUCAAAGUCUUAGCACCCCCACAAAGAGGUCAGGAAGUUGAGAUUGAAUCGACUCCCUUCGGGAAUCCUGUCUUCAUAAAUUCCUUAGCUACCGGUGUCGUCAGCAACGUUUUAGGACCUUCCAAAUCUCUUCUGCUGACCGACGCUAACGCUGUCAUCGGCUGCGAAGGUGGACCGAUUUUCGUCAAGCAUAAAAGCGGACGCAGAGCCGUUUCUGGCAUCGUGAUCGCCCCGCUGAGUUGGUGUCGGGGUGAAUGGGUCGGCUAUACUCUAGGGGUGAGUUUGAUCCCAUGUUUACACCGCGUCCUGGAUAUUCCUGGCACAAACAUCAAUCUCAGGUUACCUACUUUCGGUCCCGGUGUAGUCAAAAUGCUGGAUAGAAGUGUGGUCGUUGUGAGAUGCGGAUCAGGCUGGGGAUCAGGUGUUUUAGUCGAUAAGGCGACUGGAACGUUUUUGACCUGCUCUCACGUGGUGAAAGAGGCGCCGAACAGCAGGAUAACAAUAUCAAAUGCGAAUUUCUCCACGCGAGGUGAACUGGUCUACAAAACGCCGUACGAGAAAUCCUACGACUUGGCAAUCGUGCGUGUAGAGCCACAGGAAGUGGCCUCUUUGCAGAACGUCUCUAUGGCCACGACGCUCAUCCAGAAAAGAGACGAAGUCGUAUGUGCCGGUUUCCCGCUGUUCUCAUCGCGGGACCAGCCGCAGAUCCUGCCGACGGUCACACGUGGAAGAGUGUCUCAAGUGUCGGACGGAAUGUUGCAAACAUCGUGCUGCAUUCAGAGCGGCACGAGUGGCGGACCGGUUGCCGCCUGGCCAGGAGGCGAGCUAGUAGGAAUCAUUGUCUGUAACGCGACCUCAGCCGGUAACAAAGCGCUUUUUCCCCGCGUCAAUAUGGCAGUUCCCGCUACAAUCUUCGAAGAACCGAUCCGCGAGUAUCUUCGAACGCAAGACGUAAAGCGUUUAAGCAGGUUGGAGAACAGGAAUAUUAGGAUUCAGCAAGCGUGGAACUUGAAUCUAGCGCCGUUAGCUCAUUUAUAAAACGUGAAACAUCGUAAUUAGGAUUAUAUUUAAAAAAUUAAUUUGCAAGAUUUCCGCCGAGAUUGUAAAUUGCUUGUACCUUUUAUCAAGAGUUUUGUCGAAUAAGUAAGUCUGUCAAUGCUUUACAAGACGAAUGUGUGUGUAUAAAAAAUAUAUAUGUAAAAUGAAUGGUGUGUUAAUCGACAGGGAGAAAUCGCAUUACAAUUACUUGCAUACAUAUACAUUGAGUAUAAUCUAUUUGCGUUCUGUUUACAUUUAUUUUUAUUUUCAUUUUUUGUGUAUCUUUUUUUAAUAAAUAAUAAUUUACAUAGUACGCCGCUAUUAAACAUGAAUUAGGUUCUACAUAACGCUUUCACUGUCAUCAUUAUUACAAUUAAAAUUACUGUUAUUUCUACUAAUAUGUAACGUCUAAUCGCUGGUAUAAUCUUAUUUAAGGACUUUUCUGUAAAAUUAUUAUUCUCCUAUAUCGUACAUCCUAGUGUCAUGUUGUCUAUGGUCAUAGGUUAAGUACAUUUGCAUUAAAAGUACAUAGUCAUUACUGCGCUGAUUAUUAUUAACGUAUAACUUACCUAAAUAUACAAUCUAAAGUUAAUUAUUCAGAUCGAGUCAAUUAUCGUAAGUACAAUCGAUUACGGAAAAUGUUGCAGUCCCUGAGAUCCGGUGUCGACGAGACUGUGU
Messenger RNA from Diprion similis, 2414 nucleotides. RefSeq names its product peroxisomal leader peptide-processing protease. The transcript is spliced from 7 exons. Gene Ontology annotation, cellular component: peroxisome. Bases 132 to 1736 code for a protein of 534 amino acids. NCBI's taxonomy places the organism in Eukaryota, Metazoa, Arthropoda, Insecta, Hymenoptera, Diprionidae. Gene Ontology annotation, molecular function: serine-type endopeptidase activity. Gene Ontology annotation, biological process: protein processing; regulation of fatty acid beta-oxidation. The record is from RefSeq and is a predicted model, not a curated record.